UCGUCUUUCAUUCCUCUUGAUUGCCCAGUAAGUUUCCCUUCAUUCGCGAAGCAAAAUCGGUUAAACUUGGUGGGAAAAAUGUUAAGCCAAGAGCAAGAGUCGUUGUUGAACGAGGUUUGUGCCCAGGAUGGAUUCAAAGAUUUUACCUUUUCGGUUGAAGAGGGCUGCAAAAAGGGCGACAAUUUCUUGGGAAACGUUCGGAUAAUCAACGUAAAGGAAAAUGGGAUGAGCAAGGAAAAAAGCUACGUGUUAAAGUGUGCGGAAACCGAUUUAAGAGUUCGCUCCCAAAUACCGGUACACAGUUUGUAUGAACGGGAACGUUUCGUGUAUGAAACCUUGCUGCCAACGUUUGAAAUUUUUCAACAAAGUAGAGCGUUGAAGUAUCCAUUCAAGUCCUACACCAAACUUCGUGGAUGCUCUGUUAAGGAUGGUGACGAAUGCUUGCUGAUGAAUAACAUAAAGGAUGCCAAAUUUCAAAUGCUGGACAGAAAAAAUGGGAUGGAUGCGGACCAUGUUUCUCACGUCUUCAGAGAACUGGCAAAAUUCCACUCAGUUUCUCUAGCUAUGAAGCACUUGUUACCUGAAACCUACCAGUCCCUCACUUCCAACUUAGAGGACGUCUGGCAAGAAAUGCCAGAGACUCAAGGAUCUUAUCUGCGGAGCACAGAGAAAGCUUUUGAUCACGCUUUAAAAAUCGUUGAAGGGCAUGAGAAAGCAACAAAAGCAUUAGAGAAAUGCCAAAUCGAAUUAAAUAACAUUUUUAGUGCAACUGCUAUGGAAAGCAACAAGUUGGUUGUUACACAUGGAGACUCUUGGUGCAAUAAUAUGAUGUUCAAAUACGAGGAUCCAGGAAAUCUUUGCACUCCUACAAGCAUGUGCUUCUUGGACUGGCAAAUCUGCAAAAUUUCAAGCCCUGCAAUGGACUUAUUUUAUUUUCUUUUCCUCUCUGGAUCCAAAUUUGCACUGGACAAUCACCAAACAUUCCUGGAUGAGUACUACGAAACAGUCCAGAAAAAUUUGCAGCAUUUAGGCCUGGAUACAAACGAAAUAUUUCCUUAUGAGCUUUUCCAACAGCACUGCAAACAAAAUUCCGCAGCGUGCAUGUGCAUUGCAAUGUGUCUACUACACCAUGUGCUAAUGCACGAAAAUCAUGCAACUAAUUUUGUCGAACUUGCUAAUGAUGGCUUAAUAUUUGAAAAAUUUAUGAAUCAAGAAACGUACAGUGAUGAAUAUAAUUCCAGAGUCCGGGACAUUAUUUGUAUGAUGGUGGACCAUGAGUAUAUUUGAUUAAUCAACUGGUUGGUUACUAAAUAAUGUUCAAACCGAAAUUAAUUUAAAAAUAUGUUUUGUGUGAUUUGGCUUGUGUGAAUGGCGCACUCACUACAAUUAAUUAAAUAAAUUAAAAAAAGGCAAAAUAAAA
Dendroctonus ponderosae (mountain pine beetle) is the source of this 1420-nucleotide messenger RNA. RefSeq lists its product as uncharacterized. The transcript has 3 exons. NCBI's taxonomy places the organism in Eukaryota, Metazoa, Arthropoda, Insecta, Coleoptera, Curculionidae. The coding region runs from base 79 to 1287 and encodes 402 amino acids. The record is from RefSeq and is a predicted model, not a curated record.